Echinostoma caproni is the source of this 1209-nucleotide messenger RNA. The record is from the annotation of a GenBank genome assembly. Lineage: Eukaryota; Metazoa; Platyhelminthes; Trematoda; Plagiorchiida; Echinostomatidae.
AAUGUUCAUGGUCGACCGAUAAUAAAACCGGCUAUUUAUCGGGGUUACCGCGUGCGAAGACGAUCGGAUGGACUGUUGAAACUUCUCAAAACAUAUAGACAAAACGAGUCAUCUGUCAAAUCGCCGUAUUCCGAGAGAGCGAAUGCCCCGGUCGGUCAGAGUGAAACCACGUCCGUCAUCGAAUGUGUGGAUUGUGCUUCUGUGGAAAAUAUCACCGGCCCAAUUACAACACCCUCGUCGAACGAGUUAUUACGUUCAAAGAAUUUACUGGAAUUGAUCACAACACAUCUGGUCACAAUUGGCUAUCGAUUACCGAUGACCAAACGAGCAAGCGUCAGGCAUUUGUGUGGGGGUGUUUUCCUCGCAUCCGGAUGGGUUCUCACAGCCGCGCACUGUCUGAAUCGAUUCAAAAGCCCACAUUCAAAAGACCUGUUACGGAUUAACGCCUACACACUGCACAAAUCGGCUUCAGCGUCGCCUAGCGCCAGUCAGGCGCUAGACGGUCCGGUUCCAACUGACCAUUGGGAUUAUCGACCGAUCGGGAAUGACUAUACCGUGCACCGAAUUGUCAUCCACCCAGAUUUUCAAGAAGACAAUAAACUCUCCACCGAUUUGGCUCUAAUCCGAUUGAAUUGGCCAUGUGAGAUGGGUAACAAAUCAUUGGAAGCGGCCUUGCACAUGAUACCGACUAUACAGAAUAUCCAAACUGAUAUUUCGGAACAGGAAACGGUGCCAAAUCGUUUCAAUUCAUAUUGCGUGGUGGCCGGAAGUGGUCGUAAAGAAUAUGGCCGAAUCAAUCACUGGCAUGAAGAUCAAUAUCUCCAUGUUGCCAAGGUAACUAAAAUGCCAUGUGAAUCCUUACUGGCGCAGUUCACGGGUGAUAUGAAACAAAUCUCCGGUUGUGAUGAAACGUGCCCCAAUCGAUUGAAGUUCGAAAUGGAUCACGUUUGUGCUGGUGGUGGUCUUGAAGAUGGAGAUACAUGCCAGGGUGAUAGUGGAGGUCCGCUGGUUUGUGCCACUUACACGCUGAACAAUGAUACCAAGAUUUGGACCGAUCGGUGGCAACUGGUUGGAAUCGCUUCGCUUGGAAUCGGGUGCGGACUCCAUGGUGUUCCUUCUGUGUAUGCCAAAGUCUCCGGUCAGUUGGGAUGGAUCAUGCAGGUACUGAAUGAAACACAGCAUGAGUGUCAUCCAACCGAUAUCGAGUGA